Messenger RNA from Spirometra erinaceieuropaei, 1164 nucleotides. The record is from the annotation of a GenBank genome assembly. NCBI's taxonomy places the organism in Eukaryota, Metazoa, Platyhelminthes, Cestoda, Diphyllobothriidea, Diphyllobothriidae.
AUGACUUGUAGUACCGAAGCAUUAUGGCUGACCAUAAGGGCACCGGGCUCUCAAAGUCUCGAUAUCUUGACAGUAUAUCGCUUCCCGAGAAAUGACCCUGACGCUGAUGCCCAACUGCUGGAGGAGCUCAGAUUAUUUUCAACGCGGCCGACUUCUCUCAUCGUUGGAGAUUUUAAUGCACCUCACAUCGGCUGGAGCGCGGCCUCAGCCGACUGCUCUGAAGCAGCAUUUGACCAGCAGCUACUGUAUACCUCCGACAACCUGUUUCUCACACAAUACGUAAUAAUUCCAACGAGAGUUCGAGAAGGCCAACAGAUGAACUGCCUCGAUCUUUUGUUCACCCAGUCGUCUGACAAGAUCGACUUUGUGAAUUGCCUCCCCUUGUUGGGUCAGAGUGACCAUGUAGUUCUCAUGUGGGAAUACGCAUUAUUCUCCCUGCCUGCACAACCGCUCGAUUCCCGACCUAAUAUUUGGCGCGGCGAUUUCGAUUACUGGGCAUCCACUCUCUCCGGCGAUGUCGAAGAGGCUUGGUGUCAGUUUAAAGAGUUAGUCCGCAACCUCAUCUCCAACCACUGCCCAAUCAUGCAUAGAAGACUAACAAAUAGACCUCGCUGGUUGACUCCGUCCUUAAAGAAGGAAGUUAACAAGAAGAGGAAGCUAUGGAAAAGAUCACUGACGGAUCGAACGCCAGAAUCCCUAAGCAGUUAUAAGUUACAGAGAAAUCGGGUCAAAAUUCUCCUCGCCAGAGAUAGGAAAGCUUUUGAAAAGAAUCUUUUGAACCGUGCCAUGAUUAAUCCAAAAAUCCUUUACAGCUACAUAAGACAGAGCACACGGAACAAAGAUCCCGUCCCACUGCUGCGAACGACUGAGGGUGUGGAAAUCUCCGAUGACAAGGAUAAGGCUGAACAUCUCUCUCAGUUCUUCCGAUCAGUCGUGACAAGUGAACCUGCUUUUUCCUCACCCGCUUAUGAAGACGAAGAAACGCCUACCCUCGAAGCCGUCUUCUUCACCGAAACAAUUGUUCGGAAUGAGUUACUAAACCUAAAAGAAUCGACCUCCCGAGGCCAUCCCGGCCAAGCUGCUGAAGGAGUUAGCUCCCGAAAUGUCCAAGCCGUUAGCCUUGGUCUUUCAAACGUCAUUCGUUACUGGAUGCCUGCCCUCUGA